UUCUCAAAUGAUUGCGAAUCAGUGAUUGGCAUUAUGCUAUUAAAUACUUUAUCAAGGAAUUGGAAUAAAAUAUAAAGUCAUUUCUGGACAAGUUUCUUUGAGUUCAAAGUGAGAAAUGAUGAGGAGGGAUAGGACAGUCACAAAGAGCAAUCUGGCUUGCUUAACAAACUGUGUCCACUCAAGAAAAACACUUUUUAUUCCAAAUGAAUUGGUUAUUCAUCUAAAGGCAAACAAUGCCAUUUGAAAGGGGAGAUUUUACGUACCAAAUAUUGUAUAUACAACUUAUCAGCAUUUUACUGUCUCACUGAUCUAAUCUUGCUUUUUCUAUUGUUUCAAUUCCAUCUUACAUAAUUACUGCAUUGUUCACGAUUUUUUUUUCAGGAAAUUCCAAUUGUGGUUUUGCAAUUAUUUCUCUCCUCUAAAAUGAAUAACAGAGCAUAGAUGACCUGAAGAGGCAUAAGGAAAUUAAAUGGGGUUUUUUUAGUGCACAAUAAAGUAUCAAGUAUUUCCUCCUAAAAUUAACAUAACUAAAUGCAGCCAACAUAUCCGAUAUAACUGUACUUGCAUAGAACAUCAGUGUCUUGUUGCAAACUGUUACACCUCUUUUCAACACAAAGGUGGUAGAAGCGAAGAGCAGGUGUGAAUCCCUCAGGGACGAGGCACAACACUCAGCAAGUGAAAGCUUUGGCUUUAUGGAUAGCGUACUGUUACCACGGUGGGAGCCCCAGGACACUGACACUAAUCAAAACGGGGACCCGAUGCAGCACAGCCCUGCUCAGGAGUGAAGCUCAAGGGAAAGCACCACAGGGCUGGAUAACAAAACUUGCACUGAUUAACAUAUCAUACAUAAGCAGGUCCUGUUGUCCAAAUGCCAAGACCUGCAGCUGGCUGCCACGUUGGCAGCCAUGCAAUGUGGGGGAAGUGAACAACCUCAGGUUACUAUGACAACAAGAUAAGACACAUACUUGGAUGGAAAGGAGCAAACUAUCCCAGGUUGCUGUAACAAGAAGAUAAGAUGUGCUUGGCGCUUUACAUACUGGGGGAAGUGAACCAUCCUAGGUUACCACAACAAAGUCCUCUCACGCCCUACAAUGGUCAUAUAAAUAAGACUGAUAAGCCAUCGCUCUUCUAACCAAGAACCUCACAGACAGGGACAAGUAAUGAGGGUGACUGGGAGCCUGAUAUUUUUGCUGUCUUUUCAGCUCCUGCAUUUGGCAAAAAGUUCUAUGGUAUGGCUAAAUAAGAAUGGCUAUGAGGAUCUGGUUGUUGCAAUUAAUCCCCAGGUGCCAGAAGAUACCAACAUCAUCCUGAACACGAUGAACAUGAUUAAAAAUGCUUCUCAUUACUUGUUUGAAACGACAAAACAUCGUUUUUUCUUCAAGUCUGUAAAAAUUAUAAUUCCUAAAACAUGGAAGAAAACCCCCAACUAUUCAAGAUUAAAAACAGAAUCCUAUGACAAGGCAGAUGUCAUCAUAGCAGACCCUUAUAUAAAACAUGCAGAUGAUCCUUAUACCUUACAGUAUGGAGGAUGUAGGGAGAAAGGACGUUACAUCCGUUUCACGCCUAACUUCCUGUUAAAUGACAAUUUGACUAAUGUUUAUGGAGAAAAAGGUCGAGUUUUUGUCCACGAAUGGGCUCACUUUCGGUGGGGAGUGUUCAAUGAAUAUAAUGACGACGUACCUUUUUACGUGUCUAGAAAUUCUGCAAGUGUUGAAGCAGUAAGCUGUCCAGCUGGUUUGGCUGGUAUACCUGUUUUCCAAGACUGCAGAGGAGAUAAAUGUGAGUCAAGAAGCUGUAGAUAUGAUGGUCAGCUGUAUGAAAAAGGAUGUAUAUUUAUUCCAGAUAUACAACAAAAUAUCUCAUGUUGUGUUAUGCAUUCACAAUACAUACCAUCUGUGGUUGAAUUUUGUGAUAAAAACACUCACAAUAGUGAGGCUCCAAAUAUGCAGAAUAAGAUAUGCAACCACAAAAGCACCUGGGAAGUAAUUAUGGAAUCUGAUGACUUUCACAAUUCGGCUGUUGUAAAUGCUUCUGCGCCCCCCUCUGAGACUAAUUUCAGGCUGCUGCAGACCCAAGACAGAGCAGUCGCUUUAGUACUGGAUGUUUCUGGGAGCAUGUCAAUGCACAACCGCAUUGGACAUCUCCAUAGUGCUGCAGAGGAAUUUCUGCUCUGUAUUAUUGAAACCGGUUCCUGGGUUGCAAUUGUCACAUUUGACUCUAGCGCAUCAGAAAAAGCUCCUUUGCAACAAAUAACCAAUGACGCGGCACGCCAAAAACUUCUUCAAUAUUUGCCUACAUUUGCUAGUGGAAAAACCAAUAUCUGUGCAGGCAUACAUAAAGGACUUAAGUUAAUUGCAGAUAAAAUGAAUACUACAUAUGGUUCAGAAAUUGUGUUACUGACAGAUGGAGAGGACUCACAUAUAUCAGCUUGCUUUGAUGUGGUGAAAGAAAGUGGGGCAAAAAUUCACACCAUUGCACUGGGGCCAGAGGCAGACAAAGACUUAGAAGAACUUUCAGAACUAACAGGAGGUUUGAAGCUUUAUGCUGUAGAUGCAUUCGUCCCCACAAAAUUAAUUGAGACAUUCAGUGCAAUUAUAUCGGGAAGCGGAGAUAUUUCUAAACAAUCUAUUCAGCUUGAAAGCAAAGAGCUAGCUGUUCAGCCUUCUGAAUGGAUGAAUACUACUGUGCCUGUUGACAAAACCGUGGGAAAUGACACCUUCUUCAGCAUUGCAUGGAAUCGAUCUCAGCCAUUUUUUUUCCUGAAGGACUCCAAAGGAAAAGUAUAUGGAAGCUCAGACUUUACAAUCCGUAAUUCAAACACAGCUAGACUCAGUAUAAGUGGCACUGCAGAGGUGGGCAAUUGGGAGUUUUGUAUUAAAAAUGUUCAUAGAGCAACUCAAACUCUAUCAGUAACAGUAACCUCUCGACCAUCAUGUUCUAAUGUUCCUCCUGUGAGCACUGCAGCUCACACAAGCAGGGCAAAAAGAGCAUUUAAUCCAGUUGUUGUUUAUGCAGAGGUUAGCCAAGGGUUUUUGCCUGUUCUUGGUGCAACUGUGAUAGCCACCAUAGAGAAGGAUGGUGCUGCAGCAGUAACCCUUGAACUUCUUGAUAAUGGCGCAGGUGCUGACAUGACGAAGAAUGAUGGAAUCUACUCAAGGUACUUUACUUCUUUACAAGGCACUGGAAGAUACAGUCUAAAAGUGAAUGCCCGUGGGACAAAUACAACCACCAGACUUAGCCUCCAGCAAAAUCGAGCCUCAUAUAUACCAGGCUACAGAAAAAAUGGUAAAAUUUAUCUGAAUGCACCGAGACCUAAAUUUGCUGAUAAAGAAAUCCAAGUCAAGCUGGGAAGUUUCAGCAGAAUUUCAACAAGUUCCUUUCUAGUGAAUACAGAAGGAGAUUCUGCUCCUAUUUAUCCACCCUGUAAAGUUACAGACCUUCGUGCUCGUACAGAAAACAAAACAAUAGUCUUGUCUUGGACAGCUCCAGGAGGUGACUUUGACAAUGGAAAAGCUGAUCACUACAUAAUAAAAAGCAGUGAAAAUCUUCUGGACCUAAGAAAUCACUUUGAUCGUGCUACUUCUGUGAAUUCCUCUAAUCUCAUACCUCAGGAGGCGGGUAGAGAAGAAACAUUUGAAAUUAAACCAGAAAAUUUCACAACAGAAAAAGACACCAUAAUCUACUUUGCUCUGCGUGCUGUUGAUGAUACCAACUUGACUUCAGAGGUGUCUAAUAUAGCGCAAGCCACAUGGUUCAUCCCUUCAAAAGCAUCUGUGCCUUUAGAUUAUGACAGCAACGAUGGUGCUAACAGUACAGUAAUAGCGGCAAUAGUAGCUCUGUGUGUAGUAGUUGUUUGUACUGUUGUAACUUCAACUCUGUGUGUUUUACAAAAACAAAAGGGAAGAGUGGAUAUUGAAACAAUGCAAAAGCAUGUGUAAAAUAAAAUACAAGGAAUUUACUGCAAUUUUUGCUACACAAAGUAGGGAAGGAGGGUUUUAUACAUUCAAAAAAUCUGCACUUAUUUUAAAUGGACGUAUUUGUCUUUUUUGAUAGGCUUAUAGGAGUAGAUUUUCAAAAGUGUGUCUUAUAUUCAAGUACAUGUACACUACUUAAAUGUUAAACAUGAAAGCAUGUACUCAGAUAUAAAGUAUGAUAUUUGUACCAUCAUUUGUUUCUAUGUGAUAAAAAUACUUAACUCUUCUGUUGCAAGAUUUUACCAAUGAAGUGUGCAGUUUUUUCUUAAGCAAAGAAGGCAAAGGAAUAUGAUACAUUCCUUAUUUUUAUGCUCCACAUAACAAUCACGUAAGGCAAGGUGGGAAAGAGAUCAGAAAAAUCUUCAAGUGGUUCAAUGAUUUCCUAGUAUCUUUCACAUGUUGUCAGUUAGGCUUAGUGAGCUAAGAACAAAAUAUGUACCUCCAGGCUGUUUAUCAAAAAAUAUUUUAAAAUAUGUACCUCCAAGCUGGCUAUUUUUCAAUAAAUAUUUAAGUAUGUAUAUC
This is a messenger RNA of Grus americana (Whooping crane), 4496 nucleotides long. RefSeq names its product calcium-activated chloride channel regulator 1-like. The coding region runs from base 1161 to 3938 and encodes 925 amino acids. The record is from RefSeq and is a predicted model, not a curated record. Gene Ontology annotation, biological process: chloride transport. The transcript has 14 exons. Gene Ontology annotation, molecular function: intracellularly calcium-gated chloride channel activity. Lineage: Eukaryota; Metazoa; Chordata; Aves; Gruiformes; Gruidae.